GGAAAUACAAACAUUUGCAUUAAUUUCUUGGGUAUGGCCUCCAAAUCCCAAGGCCUGACCAUCCUUUUACUUUCCCUUAUUUUCCUAUUCCUUGCCCUUGCCAAUUCUCAAUACGUACCCACCCCAACUCCAUGUACAUGUAUCGAAACUGGCCUACCCCCUUUCUCACCACCUAGCAACACGGGUGGAGGAGGCCAACCCCCUAUCCCACCUCCGGGAAGUGGCCAACCCACUAUCUCUCCUGGUAGUAGUGGAACCCCACCCAUCACUCCACCUAGUAAUGAUGGCAUCAUCCAACCCCCUGUUUCACCCCAAAGCAAUAAACAACCAUCUAUCUCUCCUCCAAGUAAUGACCAACCCCCUGUCUCACCUCCGGAUAAUGGCCAACCCCCUGUCUCACCUCCAAAUAAUGGUCAACCUCCUGUCUCACCUCUAAGUAAUGAUCAACCCCCUAUCUCUCCUCCAAGUAAUGUCCAACCCCCAUUCUCUCCUCCACAAAAUGCUCAACCCCCUUUAUCGCCUUCAAGUAAUGGUCAACCCCCUAUCUCUCCUGAUAGUGCCCAACCACCUAUCUCACCACCACCCCCUAUCUCUCCCGGUAGUAGUGGACAACCACCUAGCAAUGUUGGCAACACCCAACCCCCUUCACCUCAGGGCAGUGGCCAACCACCCAUCUCACCUACAGUUAGUGGUCAACCCCCUAUAUCACCACCAAGUGGCAGUGGCCAACCCCCUAUUUCUCCUGGUAGUAGUGGAACCUCGCCUAUCACACCACCUAGUAAAGAUAAUAGCACCCAACCCCCUGUCUCACCCGAAAGCAAUAGUCAACCAUCUAUCUCUCCUCCAAGUAAUGACCAACCCCCUGUCUCACCUCCGGAUAAUGGCCAACCCCCUGUUUCACCUCCAAAUAAUGAUCAACCCCCUAUCUCUCCUCCAAGUAAUGUCCAAUCUCCAUUCUCCCCUCAACAAAAUGCUCAACCCCCUUUAUCGCCUCCGGGUAAUGGUCAAUCCCCUAUCUCACCUACGGGUAGUGGCCAACCCUCUAUCGCACCUCCAGGUAAUGGUAAACCCCCAGUCUCACCUCCAGGUAGUAGUCAACCACCUAUCUCACCUUUGGGUAGUGGCCAACCUCCAAUCUCUCCACCGGGUAGUGGCCAACCUCCAUUCUCUCCUCCACAUAAUGCUCAACCCCCUUUAUCACCUCCAAGUAAUGACCAACCCCCUGUUUCACCUCCGGAUAAUGGCCAACCCCCUGUUUCACCUCCAAAUAAUGGUCAACCUCCUGUCUCACAUCCAAGUAAUGAUCAAACCCCUAUCUCUCCUCCAAGUAAUGUCCAACCUCCAUUCUCUCCUCCACAAAAUGCUCAACCCCCUUUAUCGCCUCCAAGUAAUGGUCAACCCCCUAUCUCUCCUGAUAGUGCCCAACCCCCUAUAUCACCUACGAGUAGUGGCCAACCCCCUUUAUCACCUCCAAGUAAUGACCAACCCCCUGUUUCACCUCCGGAUAAUGGCCAACCCCCUGUUUCACCUCCAAAUAAUGGUCAACCUCCUGUCUCACCUCCAAGUAAUGAUCAAACCCCUAUCUCUCCUCCAAGUAAUGUCCAACCUCCAUUCUCUCCUCCACAAAAUGCUCAACCCCCUUUAUCGCCUCCAAGUAAUGGUCAACCCCCUAUCUCUCCUGAUAGUGCCCAACCCCCUAUAUCACCUACGAGUAGUGGCCAACCCCCUUUAUCACCUCCAAGUAAUGACCAACCCCCUGUUUCACCUCCGGAUAAUGGCCAACCCCCUGUUUCACCUCCAAAUAAUGGUCAACCUCCUGUCUCACCUCCAAGUAAUGAUCAAACCCCUAUCUCUCCUCCAAGUAAUGUCCAACCUCCAUUCUCUCCUCCACAAAAUGCUCAACCCCCUUUAUCGCCUCCAAGUAAUGGUCAACCCCCUAUCUCUCCUAAUAGUGCCCAACCCCCUAUAUCACCUACGAGUAAUGGCCAACCCCCUUUAUCACCUCCAAGUAAUGACCAACCCCCUGUCUCACCUCCGGAUAAUGGCCAACCCCCUGCUUCACCUCCAAAUAAUAGUCAAUCUCCUGUCUCACCUCCAAGUAAUGAUCAACCCCCUAUCUCUCCUCCAAGUAAUGUCCAACCUCCAUUCUCUCCUCCACAAAAUGCCCAACCCCCUUUAUCGCCUCCAAGUAAUGGUCAACCCCCUAUCUCACCUACGGGUAGUGGCCAACCCCCUUUCUCACCUCAAAGUAAUGUUAGCAAUGGUAGCCAACCCUCUAUCGCACCUCCAGGUAAUGGUAAACCCCCUGUAUCACCUCCAGGUAGUAGUCAACCACCUAUCUCACCUCUGGGUAGUGGCCAACCUCCAAUCUCUCCACCGGGUAGUGGCCAACCUCCAUUCUCUCCUCCACAUAAUGCUCAACCCCCUUUAUCACCUCCGGGUAGUGGUCAACCCCCUGUCUCACCUCCAUCAUUUAGUAGUCAACCAUCUAUCUCACCUCCUAAUAAUGGUGGCCGAUCCCCUAUCUCCCCUACUAAUGACAAUGAUGGUGGUACUUUGCAACCCCCUAUCCCACCUCCAGGCAAUCGCCAACCUCCUACCUCACCUCCGGGUAAUGGUCAACCCCCUGUUUCACCUUAUUCCAGUAGUGGUGAACCCCCUAUCUCACCUCCUUCCAACGGUGUCAAUGUCACCCAACCCCCUAUCUCACCUCCUUCCAACGGUGUCAAUGUCACCCAACCCCCUAUCCCACCUCCUAAUAACAGCGGUGGAACAUGCCCAAAAGACAAAAAUGACUUGGGUGUAUGUGCUCUUGCACUCAGGAGGCUCGGUUCAAUCUUUCAGGCUGAUCACAGUAUUCUCAUACAGCCUUGCUGCAAAUGUCUUAGAGGGCUGAAUAAUUUCGAAGCUGCUACCUGUCUUUGCACAGCAUCUAAUCUCCUUGCUCGCCUUAUCAACAAUCCGAACCUUGCUAUAAAUACUCUUCUCAAGAUGUGCGAAAUGAGGGCUCCAAAGGGUUUCAACUGCAUACCACGUCGCAUGCUUUAG
Molecule: messenger RNA, 3048 nt
Organism: Ipomoea triloba (trilobed morning glory)
Lineage: Eukaryota; Viridiplantae; Streptophyta; Magnoliopsida; Solanales; Convolvulaceae
Product: basic proline-rich protein-like
Exons: 1
Coding region: 34-3048 (1004 amino acids)
Source: RefSeq, a predicted model, not a curated record